AUGAGCGCCCCAAGUCCACGCAUCGUCUCUACAUCUACUCUGCCAGCUUCCCACCUGCCGGAGAAAAAAUGGCACGAACAUCUCACCCUCGACCUCCUAAUGUCUGUUCUCAACCGCACGCUAUUCCACGCAUUCGUUGCAUGGGUUGCGGUCCUCAGCCUUCGAGCCCAGGCGAUACCUUACGCGCAUAUCUCGUUUAUCAUCGCGGCGGGGUAUGCGGCCUUUCUUACGAUCCUGACUGUUGCGCGGGCGAUGAACCAGAGACUCGCGUAUGGGCUGCCUCGGCCGGUUGAUUUGAGCGAAGAGGUUGUCGUGGUGACGGGCGGCGCGAGCGGACUGGGGCUGCUGAUUGCGCGCAUAUACGGACUACGUGGAGUAAGUGUGGCCGUUUUGGAUAUCAAGGAUGAACGCGACAUCGAUGGUUGGGAAGAAGUCUCGGGAGUGGACUAUUAUCGAUGUGACAUUGCAAAACGAAAUGAGGUGGAGGCGACGGCGAUGAAGAUUAAGGAGGAGUUGGGAACACCGACUGUGCUUAUUAACUGUGCUGCAGCUCGCAUCAACGGCCAACCGCUCCUCUCUCUACCCACAGAGGCCUUUCAAAAAACCAUCCAAACUAAUCUACUUGCUGUCUUCCACACUUGUCAGGUGCUCCUACCUGGGAUGUUAUCUGCUCCAAAUGGAGGAACCAUCGUCAACGUCAGUUCGGUGCUGGGUCACCUGUCAGCAGCCGGUUUUGCAGACUACUCUGCAAGCAAGGCAGGUCUCAGCGCCCUUCACCGAACACUGGAGGCAGAACUUCAGGUCUCAGGAAAUGAUGAGAUGGUAAAAAUGCUACUAGUAGAGACAGGCCAGAUGUCAACGCCUCUGUUCGAAUCAGUCAAGACGCCGAACAAGUUCCUUGCGCCAGUUCUUGAAACAGUUCACGUCGCUCAGAAAAUUGUAAGCGCAAUAGACGAAGGACGAGGUGGCGUGAUAAGGUUGCCCACUUUUGCUACUUUCGUCAACUGGUACGCAGUAUUGCCGGCCAGCCUGCAGCGGUUUGCUCGAUAUCUGAGUGGGAUAGACCAUGCUGCACCAUCGAGUCAGAAGUCACGUAUUAUGAAGGACGAUUGA
Molecule: messenger RNA, 1113 nt
Organism: Aspergillus clavatus NRRL 1
Lineage: Eukaryota; Fungi; Ascomycota; Eurotiomycetes; Eurotiales; Aspergillaceae
Product: putative short-chain dehydrogenase/reductase family protein
Exons: 2
Coding region: 1-1113 (370 amino acids)
Molecular function (GO): oxidoreductase activity, acting on the CH-OH group of donors, NAD or NADP as acceptor
Source: RefSeq, a predicted model, not a curated record